This is a messenger RNA of Medioppia subpectinata, 449 nucleotides long. Lineage: Eukaryota; Metazoa; Arthropoda; Arachnida; Sarcoptiformes; Oppiidae. The record is from the annotation of a GenBank genome assembly.
UGUCCCAAAGACUACCAUAUGUUGCGAUGAUAUCGUUGUUUGCGAUUGUGUUUCUGUUAAUAAGGGAAACACAAGCGGAGAGCUAUAGCUCCACAAACUUUGAGGACAAGUUAGGCAUCGCUUAUGAGUUCAAAAUACAUAUCGACGCCGGAAAGGAAGACUGUUUCUACCAAUACAUCCAACCCUCGUCUUCUCUAUACGUGGCCUUUCAGGUGAUGAGAGGUGGUGAUAACCAAGCUGGUUUUGCCAUACGGGACCCAACGGGACAGUUUAUACUGCCCUAUCAAUGGAAAGCACACGCCGAGUACGACGAGGCCGCUGUCCGCACACCCGGUUAUUAUUCAUUAUGUAUUGAUAACACUGCCUCUCGGUUUGCGGCCAAACUGGUCAGUCUAUAUGUGGCCUCAUUUAAACGCGACGAAUGGGAAUCUUAUAUCCAGGAGUUGACC